AUGAUAAUGACAUACAAGAUGAAACUGCACAUCCAACAAACUCAUGAAAGGAAAUUAAAUUUCAAAUGUGACAUUUGCAAAAAAGGCUUUCGAGGAGCAAGAGACUUACAAAAUCAUCUGGCUUCGAAACACUUGGAAAAGAAACUUUACAAAUGCUCAAUUUGUGACAUCUCAGUUUCAAGUAGCGGUCACUUAAAAAGGCACAUUGACUCAGUUCACGAGAGAAAAGUUGUCGGAAAAUGUAAAAUAUGCGCCAAAACAUUUAUACAUAUGAACACCUUUCGAAUUCACUUGAAGAAACAUGAAAAAAUUGAAUAUUUUACUUGCAAUCUUGUACAUCAUUUGAAAAUUCAUCAGAGUGAGUCACUCAAAGAUCAUCCAGACAGUAGAAAAUGCAAGUAUUGUCCUAGAUACUUUUUGAAGGAAAAUCUAAGAGAACAUUAUCAAAAGCAACAUAAGCCACGGAAAUGUGAGGAUUGUGGAAAAGUUUACUUCAAUGAAAUGUCCUUCAUUUAUCACAAAAAAACACACGAAGAACCAAAAUUUACUUGCGACAUUUGUGGGCAGAAGAGUCCAACUAAGCUGGUGUUAAAGGGACAUAUGGAAACAAUUCAUCUAAAAAUUAGGGAAAAAUCAAAGUGUGAAAUCUGUAACAAAAUGAUAAUGACAUACAAGAUGAAACUGCACAUCCAACAAACUCAUGAAAGAAAAUUAAAUUUCAAAUGUGACAUUUGCAAAAAAGGCUUUCGAAGAACAAGAGACUUACAAGAUCAUCUGGCUUUGAAGCACUUGGAGAAGGAACUUUAUAAAUGCUCAAUUUGUGACAUCUCAGUUUCAAGUAAAGGUCACUUGAAAAGGCACAUUACCUCAGUACACGAAAGAAAAGUUGUCGGAAAAUGUGAAAUAUGCGCAAAAACAUUUAUACAUAUGAACACCUUUCGAAGUCACUUGAAAAAACAUGAAAAAAUUGAAUAUUUUAUCUGUGACUUGUGCAAGAGAUCUUUUUCUGAAAAAGGAAAUCUAAGAAGACACAUGAAAAUUCAUCUCAAUUAG
Culicoides brevitarsis is the source of this 1053-nucleotide messenger RNA. Its product is annotated as zinc finger protein 227-like. The record is from RefSeq and is a predicted model, not a curated record. The transcript is spliced from 2 exons. The coding region runs from base 1 to 1053 and encodes 350 amino acids. NCBI's taxonomy places the organism in Eukaryota, Metazoa, Arthropoda, Insecta, Diptera, Ceratopogonidae.